AUGCCCAGCCUUUCCCAAGAGUGCCUCGAAGGGCAUCUUCCAGGGCAGGCUACCUGGACACAAUUGCUGCCCCUGUUCAGAGCAGAGGGAGAUUAUAAUCUCAGAAUUCACCAAGCCGCAGAACAUACAGGGGACUCUCAGGCUGGGACUGUUGUCAAGCCUGUGGGAUCCGAGAGGACUGAGAUGCGGAUGCAGCAGAUGUGCAGCGGAAGUGAGACCCAGGGCUCCAUCCAAAGCCAGCAGGGCACGGGGAGCCAUGGCUCCAAUGCCUGCUGCUUUUGCUGGUGCUGCUGCUGCAGCUGUUCUUGCCUCACUGUCAGAAACCAGGAAGACCAGAGACCUGGAAGAGCCGCCUAUGAACUCAGGACAGACAUUCCAGCAUGUGAGGAAAGCCCCACUCCCACUCUGGAAGAAGUCUGCGCCUGGGCCCAGUCCUUUGAUAACCUAAUGGUCACUCCAGCUGGAAGAAACGCAUUCCGGGAAUUCCUCCGGACGGAGUUCAGCGAGGAAAACAUGCUUUUCUGGAUGGCCUGUGAGGAGCUGAAGAGGGAAGCGAAUCAAAGCGCCAUCGAAGAGAAAGCCAGGAUAAUCUACGAAGACUACAUUUCUGUUCUGUCUCCUAAAGAGGUCAGCUUGGACUCCCGAGUUCGGGAAGGCAUCAACAGAAACAUGGUGGAUCCAUCCCAGCACAUAUUUGAUGAUGCCCAGCUUCAGAUUUACACCCUCAUGCACAGAGACUCCUAUCCCCGCUUCAUGAACUCCACAGUCUACAAGGAUUUGCUGAAGUCCUUAGCUGAGAAAGCAGUGGAGGCAUAG
This is a messenger RNA of Arvicola amphibius (Eurasian water vole), 816 nucleotides long. It is a transcript of the gene Rgs20, whose product is annotated as regulator of G protein signaling 20. The transcript is spliced from 5 exons. The record is from RefSeq and is a predicted model, not a curated record. NCBI's taxonomy places the organism in Eukaryota, Metazoa, Chordata, Mammalia, Rodentia, Cricetidae. Bases 1 to 816 code for a protein of 271 amino acids.